CAAUGGUUUACUUAGCAACUCACAGGAAAAGGGUGAAGGAAACAAAUCAGCCUACGGUUCAGUUGGAAAAUCUUAUUGAAAAGCAACCAGAAUUAGCACAGAAUAGUGAGGGGAGAGUUGCAUGGGAAGGAGAUGCACUGCAUCAAGUAUUGGGAAAGGAGAAACCUGGACAAGUACAUGGAAUGGGAUUGCUUCCAAUUCCUAAACAAGUUUACCGCAGAACAACACGUUGUUUCAAGGAUAUUAAUAUAGCUACACUGCAUGGUUCAUCAUCUGAUGUAGAGGCUCAUAUGUUGGAGGAAAUAAAGCAACUCAAGGAGCAUUCAAGAAGACAAGAUAAAGUUAUUGAUGAACUUAUAAACAAGAAUAUGCACCAUGAGAGUGAAGAACCAACAAAGGCUGACCACGACAAAUUUCAGAAUCAUGUAGUGUCUUCCAAUAGAAAGUGUCAAGGUGAUGCAAAUCACUUAGAUUUCUCAGAUCAAGAAGCACAGCCAUCAUCCCCACAAUGCUCUACUAAUGAUUUUAGACAAAAAGAGGUUGGUGUGCGUACACAUCCUUCAAGUGAUGCUAGAAUAAAUAGGAAAAGAAAGGAACAACAAGGAGCACUCCAAGAUAAUGCUACAAGACAGAAGUGUUCCAAAUAUACACGACCUCAGCGAAUUAAGGAUGGAACCACAGUGAUACUUAAGUCUGCAAGUUAUCCAAAUAAGGCAAUCGUGGCCUAUGCAACCAUUUUUAGCUCUAGUCCAAAAGCAAAUGUUGGUGGAGUUGAGAUAGGAAAGCAAUUCUACAAAGUGUGUAUCAAUCAUCCUAUUAUACAAGAUGAGCCAUUAGUAAGGCCCACAAGUGAAUACAAGAAAAUUGGUGAUGCCCAUGCCAAAGGAGCACUGAUUGCUUGGCCUUUGAUUUGUGUUGAAAUGAUCAAUGGAUGAAUAUAUGUACUUGGAUAUGCACACACACAUGGACCGUGAAGACAAGAAUUUCAAGAAUACUGCUUAUUUUUUGCAUUUCAUUUCUUGUACCAAAAAUUUGUAAAUAUUUUCUCUUCUUAAUCAUAUCAUUGUGUAAAUAUACUUUACAUUAUGUGAACAAAGACUAUGUUACAUUCCUACAAUCAAUGCA
Molecule: messenger RNA, 1125 nt
Organism: Panicum virgatum (switchgrass)
Lineage: Eukaryota; Viridiplantae; Streptophyta; Magnoliopsida; Poales; Poaceae
Exons: 8
Coding region: 3-935 (310 amino acids)
Source: RefSeq, a predicted model, not a curated record